AUGUUUGGAGGAACUGCACAAUGGGGCGCCACGCCUUUCCGAAACCGAACCCAGAAGUUUCAGGACUACUACCGAUGUUACCCCAUCGCCAUGAUGCCCGGUAAGGACCGAGAGUCUGCCAACUACGGUGGCAAGAUCUUUUUGCCUCCCUCGGCACUUUCCAAGCUCAGUAUGCUGCACAUUUCGUACCCGAUGUUGUUCCAGCUCAAAAGCGAGGAGAACGACAAUGUGACGUACGGUGGCGUUUUGGAGUUCAUUGCCGAGGAGGGCCGCGUCUACUUGCCCCAAUGGAUCAUUGAGACUCUGGAUGUGGGUCCUGGAUCUCUGCUGGAAAUUUCGUCUUGUGAUUUGCCACUGGGUAAGUUUGUCAAGUUUGAACCCCAGAGCGUUGAUUUUCUGGACAUUUCCGACCCCCGAGCAGUGCUGGAGAGAUCAUUCCAGAACUUCUCGACCCUCACAGUCGGAGACGUGUUCAAGUUCAGCUACAACGACAAGACAUAUGGAAUGAAGGUGCUGGAGGUCAAGCCCGACCUGGAGGACAAGCACUCGGUGUGCUGUGUGGAGACGGACAUUGAGGUUGACUUUGCGCCUCCGGUGGGCUACGUGGAUCCCUCCACCCAGAGUGACUCCAAUUACGGAAGAGCCAUCAAGACACCUGGUACCAGUGGAUCUUCUACUCCUGCACCAAUGGCAGCCGCGGGAACCAUGGCCCAGUCUAUUGGUUAUUCGAAGCUCGCCCAACAGACCAUUAAGUCUGCUUCUAAAAACACCUUUUCCGGUGGCGGCCAGAAGCUGUCUGGAAAAGCCGUCAAGCCUGAAGAAGAGGCCUCCCUCGACGAGCACUUCAAGGAGCUCGUGGGUCUGGGAUCAACAGACACAGACGCGAACCCCCAGCCUUUACGUCUCCCUUUUGGGCAGCUAUUCUUUGGUUUCCCCCUAGUGCCUGUCAAGCCUUCUGAAGACGAAGAGACACAGACCGAGGAGCAGCAGCAACAGCCCCACUUUUCGGGCACAGGCCAGAGUCUGCGAGAAAGUCGAAAACGCAAGGAGCGCAACUCGUCGGCUGGAGCUGCGGGAGGAACCCCCAAGAAGCCCACCAGUCCCGAAAUGGUGGUCAUUGAUUAA
Yarrowia lipolytica CLIB122 is the source of this 1125-nucleotide messenger RNA. RefSeq lists its product as uncharacterized. Gene Ontology annotation, molecular function: polyubiquitin modification-dependent protein binding. Gene Ontology annotation, cellular component: VCP-NPL4-UFD1 AAA ATPase complex. NCBI's taxonomy places the organism in Eukaryota, Fungi, Ascomycota, Dipodascomycetes, Dipodascales. The record is from RefSeq and is a predicted model, not a curated record.